Aspergillus saccharolyticus JOP 1030-1 is the source of this 2710-nucleotide messenger RNA. It is a transcript of the gene lreA, whose product is annotated as GATA transcription factor LreA. Gene Ontology annotation, cellular component: nucleus. The transcript is spliced from 4 exons. The record is from RefSeq and is a predicted model, not a curated record. NCBI's taxonomy places the organism in Eukaryota, Fungi, Ascomycota, Eurotiomycetes, Eurotiales, Aspergillaceae. Gene Ontology annotation, molecular function: sequence-specific DNA binding; zinc ion binding; protein binding. Gene Ontology annotation, biological process: regulation of DNA-templated transcription. Bases 1 to 2466 code for a protein of 821 amino acids.
AUGUCCACCGGUGCCUCUGGGCCCCUGAUUCCAUCCCAUCCGGAUGCUUUGGCCCUGCAACAAGCCGUUCUGCACGACCAUCCCCCGGGCGCGACCCAGACCCCCGGUCUGGCCGGCCACUUUCAGAAUGCUUCACUCCAUGCUUACGAUACCAUGUCUGGCACUGCCACCGGCCAUGGCAUGGCCAUGAGCCUGGAAGCCGCCAAUGGUUUUGUAUACGAUACCUCCACCUUUCAUGCCACCUCCACUGGCGCCUUAGAUCCUAAUCUAGAACACUACCCCGCGGUCCAGCGCCCCUCUAUGCCGACCCAAGUCAUCGAUUUGGACCCUUCCGUACCUGGCGCGUAUCCCAUCCCUCGAAAUCCACCGGCGCUCGCGCCCACCUACUGGACUCCCCCCGUGGCUCAGGCGUUCAACGCCCCGGUGCAACCGCAACCGCAAUCUGCAGUUGCCACCGCGCCCAGACCUUCCUCCGAGAUGCCCUCCACAUCUACGGCCCGCCCCGCGCCCGCGCGCGCUCAGACCGGCUCGCGGCGGGCUGCCGCUACUGCACAAGCGGAGGUGCAGCAGCAGGCUUACCCACAAGCCUCAAAUGCUACCGGUUCCCAUCGCUACAUCCAGCCAAAACGGCCUUCGCCAAAGAGUAGGUCUUGCUUUGUUCUAACAGAAGCGAGUAACGACUCUCCAUUUUCUAGCAUCUACUCCAGUAGCGGCUUUGAUGUCAUGGGGAUAUUGGCCCAGGUAGUGUCCCGACCGGACGCCAAAAUCAACAUUGGUGCGGUGGACUUGUCCUGUGCGUUUGUGCUCUGCGAUAUCACCCAGGAGGAUCAUCCAAUUGUUUACGUCUCGGAGGCGUUUGAACGGCUCACCGGUUACACCAGUGAUGAAAUCGUAGGCCGUAACUGUCGGUUCCUGCAAGGCCCUGAUGGGGUGGUGUACCAAGGCAUGACGCGGAAGUUCGUCGAUGAAAAUACCGCCUUUCGCUUUCGGUCGACUAUCGAAGAUCGGAGCGAAAUUCAAGCCACUAUCAUCAACUACCGGAAAGGUGGACAACCGUUUGUGAACCUAGUCACCAUGAUUCCGAUUCGAUGGGGCGGGCCGGAUUACCGCUUUUACGUAGGUUUCCAGGUCGAUCUGGUGGAGCAGCCCGAGGCCGUCACCCGGCGAAAUCCCAAUGGCACGUACAUGAUCAACUAUCAGCGCAAUCAGUUGCCCAACUAUGUAGUCCCGCCUCCAGAUAUGUACCGAGUCAACGCGCAGCUGAUCACCAUGUGGGCACCUGAGCAGGUGUCAACCAUACUCGACAAACUGAAUAGCUACGUGCCCGUCUAUCGGAACGUGCUCAAUCGAAUGCUUGUGGAAAACACGGAUGACGUCAUCCAUGUCAUCUCGUUCGAGGGGGAAUUUCUCUAUGUGUCCCCGUCCUGUUCGAGGGUCCUGGAGUAUGACGCGGUCGAAUUGGUCGGGAAAGGACUUUCGGCUGUGUGUCAUCCCAGUGAUAUUGGUCCUGUGAUUCGUGAACUUCGUGCCUGCAUUACCCCGGAGCCGGUGAGUGUGGUUUACCGUAUUCGCAAGAAACACAGUGGUUAUGUCUGGUUUGAGAGCCAUGGCUCGUGGCAUAUUACUGACCGCGGGCGGCAAUAUAUGGUCUCGGUGGGUCGUCCUCGGGCCGUGUAUGAUCUUGAUUCUGAGGCUGUCGUUCGUCACGGGGGUCUGUCAGAGAAUGAUCUUUGGGCGAAGCUGUCAAUGUCCGGGAUCAUUCUCUAUAUGUCAUCGAAGGCGCGGCCGGUGCUAGGGCGGUUUCCGGAAGAUCUAGUUGGGAAGGGCAUUCAAGAUUUCAUGGGAGCGGACACGCGACCGCAGGCUCUACAGGCGCUCAUGGCCGCGAGGGCUGGUCAACAGGUCUCGUUCAAUCAUAAGAUUCGUCACCGCAAGGGCCAUAUGCUGCCCGUGCAAACCACAGUUCUACCUGGCGAUGCGAAAGAAGGGGUCCCUCCUUCUUUCCUAGUAGCACAGCUACGCUUCCCUAAGACAGGAACCGACGAAUCGGGAUCUGGAUCGACGGACCCGGCAUUCAUGCCGGCCGGAGUAGAUCUAUCGGGAUUGAUAGGGACCAACCGGUUGCCGGCAGGCAAUCAGCAAUUGGCAUCUUUGGACGAUAAUACGCUGUUCACGGAACUGGCGCCCACGCGAGGUUCUAGCUGGCAGCUCGAAUUGCGGGAGUUAGAGAAGCAGAACCGUGCACUGUCGGACGAGAUGCAGCGGCUGAUUACGCGGCGGAAGAAGCGUAAGCGCAAACAAAGCACUCUGAUGGUGGAAAAGGUGUGUUCGAUGUGUGGGGCCAAAACCACCCCGGAGUGGCGGCGGGGGCCCAGCGGCAACCGAGACUUGUGCAACAGCUGUGGACUGCGCUGGGCGAAGCAACAGCGGAACCAGGCGACGGCCAACGCGGCCCGUGCCAGGUGACCACAUGAUGAGUGAUGACUUGUUUUUAAUUGUCUUGAUCGAUUGUUGAAUAUCAUCAGUUGUCUAGCGGCGGCUGCUUAUGUUAUUGGAAAGUUCUUUUGAGCAGCUGGUUCUGAGGAAAAGGAGGGAUGUACAUUGCUGCGGGCGGCGUUCUUGGUUGUGUGUGAUGGAUCACUAUUGUAUGGUAGUGGCCGGGGUAUCUGACUUGGAUAGCAGAUUGUGGCCAGACCUGCAGGCAACAGGC